AUGUCUACGGAGGCAAGAACUAUGUACCAGAACUCGCAGGCAGACGAGCCGGCUUCUAGCCAGAGAAACGGUGGGUUUCAGGGCUCUGAAGCCCCAGCGGAAAACCGCAUGUUCGUGCCUGAUUCGCUGGCUGAGGGCAACGAAAACAGCAGCGGCAACGGACACGAGAUGGAGGGCGAAGAAGAAGAAGAAGAAGAAGAAGCAGCUCUGGUGUCGUUUGUGCCGCUCGAAAGACUCCAAGUCAACGGAAUCACAGCGCUGGACCUGAAAAAACUGCGGGAGUUUGGACUGCACACGGCAGAGGCAGUGGCGUACGCGCCGCGUAAACAACUUUUGGAGAUCAAGGGCAUAUCCGAGGCCAAGGCUGAGCGGUUGCUGAACGAAGCGGCGCGUCUGGUACCCAUGGGGUUCGUCACCGCUGCAGACUUCCAUAUGCGCCGUUCCGAAAUGAUAUGUCUGACUACAGGGUCCAAAAACUUCGACACGCUUCUGGGCGGUGGCGUAGAGACCGGGUCCAUCACAGAGCUUUUCGGAGAGUUCAGAACCGGGAAAUCACAGCUGUGCCACACGCUCGCCGUCACCUGCCAGAUCCCGCUGGAUAUGGGCGGUGGAGAGGGCAAAUGUCUAUAUAUCGACACCGAAGGAACGUUUAGACCCAUCAGACUGGUUUCGAUCGCCCAGCGGUUUGGUUUGGACCCCGAUGACGCUCUCAACAACGUGGCCUACGCCAGAGCCUACAACGCAGACCAUCAGCUGCGGCUUCUGGACGCCGCAGCCCAGAUGAUGAGCGAAUCGCGAUUUUCUUUGAUAGUUGUAGACUCCAUUAUGGCGCUCUACAGGACCGAUUUUGCCGGCCGUGGUGAACUCAGCGCUCGUCAAAUGCAUCUGGCCAAGUUCAUGCGGGCUUUGCAACGGCUUGCGGACCAAUUUGGCGUUGCGGUGGUCGUCACCAACCAGGUGGUAGCUCAAGUGGACGGAGGCAUGUCGUUCAACCCGGAUCCUAAGAAACCCAUUGGGGGCAACAUUAUGGCGCACUCUUCCACCACUCGUCUGGGCUUCAAAAAGGGUCGUGGAUGUCAGAGAAUAUGCAAAGUUGUGGACUCUCCGUGUCUGCCCGAAGCAGAGUGUGUUUUCGCUAUUUAUGAAGACGGUGUAGGAGACCCCAGAGAAGAAGACGAGUGA
Lachancea sp. 'fantastica' is the source of this 1182-nucleotide messenger RNA. NCBI's taxonomy places the organism in Eukaryota, Fungi, Ascomycota, Saccharomycetes, Saccharomycetales, Saccharomycetaceae. The record is from the annotation of a GenBank genome assembly.